Molecule: messenger RNA, 510 nt
Organism: Mixia osmundae IAM 14324
Lineage: Eukaryota; Fungi; Basidiomycota; Mixiomycetes; Mixiales; Mixiaceae
Exons: 2
Coding region: 1-510 (169 amino acids)
Biological process (GO): endoplasmic reticulum to Golgi vesicle-mediated transport
Source: RefSeq, a predicted model, not a curated record
AUGCAGCGCUAUGCGGGGACUGCCUCGUCUCUGUCGCACCGACCAGGCGCUGUGGUCAAUGCAGAGGCGAGGCGAGAGCUUCUGGGCGGUUAUACGGACGAUUAUCAAGCUGCCCGUUCAAAGACUGCAUCUCCUAAUCCCUAUGCCUAUGCCGCUUCGACCGGGCCAGGCUUCGCAGGGAGCAAUGGCAGCGCUCAGGAGAGCUCGUAUGCUUCCAACAGGACUGCAGACGACCUGGAAGGUCAAAAUGACGAGCAUCUCGAGGGCUUGAGCGCAAAGGUCAAGAUGCUCAAGGACAUCACUGUCGGCAUCGGCAAUGAGGUCAGAGAUUCGACCAAGAUGCUCUCAGGCAUGAAUGACACUUUUGGCGAGACCUCAGGCUUCCUGCAGGGAACAGUAAAGCGGAUGGGCAAUAUGGCCUCCAAGCAAGGUGGUCGAUGGUUCUACUGGCUGCUCUUCCUCAUCGUUGUCUUCUGGCUGUUCGUCCUGCGUUGGCUCCAUGUCAUAUGA